Molecule: messenger RNA, 5721 nt
Organism: Chinchilla lanigera (long-tailed chinchilla)
Lineage: Eukaryota; Metazoa; Chordata; Mammalia; Rodentia; Chinchillidae
Gene: Bach1
Product: BTB and CNC homology 1, basic leucine zipper transcription factor 1
Exons: 4
Coding region: 60-2273 (737 amino acids)
Biological process (GO): regulation of transcription by RNA polymerase II
Molecular function (GO): DNA-binding transcription factor activity, RNA polymerase II-specific; RNA polymerase II cis-regulatory region sequence-specific DNA binding; protein binding
Source: RefSeq, a predicted model, not a curated record
GUUGCUGACGGUUAGAAGCAUGCUUUCCGCUGCACUUCCCGACACCGCUUCUGUGCAGGAUGUCUCUGAGUGAGAACGCGGUGUUUGCCUACGAGUCUUCAGUGCACAGCACCAACGUCUUGCUCAGCCUCAAUGAGCAGCGGAAGAAGGAUGUGCUGUGCGAUGCCACUGUCUUCGUGGAGGGCCAGCGCUUCCGUGCCCACCGCUCGGUGCUGGCAGCGUGCAGCAGUUACUUCCAUUCGAGAAUCGUAGGCCAGGCUGACGCGGAGCUUAAUAUCACUCUUCCGGAAGAGGUGACAGUUAAAGGAUUUGAACCUUUAAUUCAGUUUGCCUAUACUGCUAAACUCAUUUUAAGUAAAGACAAUGUGGAUGAAGUAUGCAAGUGUGUGGAAUUUUUAAGCGUACACAAUAUUGAGGAAUCCUGCUUUCAGUUUCUCAAGUACAAGUUUUUAGACUCCACUGCAGACCAGCAGGAAUGCCCAAGAAAAAAGUGCUUUCCAUCACAUUGUCAGAAAACAGACCUUAAGUUUUCACUUUCAGACCAGAAGGAUCUAGAGAUUGAUGAAGUUGAGGAAUUUCUAGAAGAUAAAAAUGUUCAGACUCCUCAUUGUAAACUCCAGAGGUAUCAAGAAAAUGUAAAAACAUCACCUCCCCUACAAGACAGCGCCAGCCAAACGUGUGAAUCCAUGUGCAUGGAGAAGAAUGCUGCUCUGGCUUUGCCGUCUUUAUGCCCCAAAUACAGAAAGUUCCAAAAGGCAUUUGGAACUGACAGAGGCCGCGCUGUGGAAUCCGGCAUCAAAGAUGUUCAGGCUUCUUCUGUUCAGUCAAGUGAGACAUCUGAAAAUGAAUGUUUGGGGAGCGUCCAGGAUUGUGCAGAUUUGCAGGUGAUUCUGAAAUGUGAAGAAAGUAAGUUGCCAGUGGAAGAGACAGCAAAGAAGAAAGAGCCUGCUUUUCAGGUUUCAACAGAAAAAGCAGAAGGGACUGCUUUCCCCCACAGUUCUGCAGACCCGCACGGGCUCUACUCUCUGUCUCUUUUACACACGUAUGACCAAUACAGCGACUUGAGUUUUGCUGGUAUGCAGGGCGCAGCAGUGAAAACAGAAAAACCUUUGUCAGGUACAGGUGUUCCAGAAGAGAAAGCAUUUGCUGAAAGUCAAGAUUUACCUUUGAAAGAUGACUCAGGCCCCAAGGAAGACGGCAGCCUUGCAUCCAGCGAUCGGAGUAGCGUGGAGCGAGAAGUAGCAGAGCACCUAGCAAAAGGCUUCUGGAGUGACAUCUGCAGCACGGAUUCCCCUUGCCAAAUGCAGUUAUCACCUGCUGUGGCCAAAGAUGGCUCAGAACAGAUCUACUCUCAGAAACGGUCUGAGUGUCCCUGGUUAGGUAUCAGGAUCAGUGAGAGCCCAGAGCCUGGUCAGAGGACUUUUACAACGUUAAGUUCUGUCAACUGCCCUUUUAUGAGCACUCUGAGUACCGAAGGGUGUCCAAGCAAUUUGGAAAUCGGAAACGACAGUUACGUUUCAGAGCAGCAGGAACCUUGUCCGUAUGCUUGUGUGAUUAGCUUGGGCGAUGACUCAGAGACAGACACAGAAGGCGACAGUGAAUCCUGCUCAGCCAGAGAACAGGAAUGUGAGGUAAAACUGCCAUUUAAUGCACAACGAAUAAUUUCACUGUCUCGGAAUGAUUUUCAAUCCUUGUUAAAAAUGCACAAACUGACUCCUGAACAACUGGAUUGCAUCCAUGACAUUCGCAGAAGAAGUAAAAACAGAAUUGCUGCACAGCGCUGUCGAAAGAGAAAACUCGACUGCAUCCAGAAUCUCGAAUCAGAAAUUGAGAAGCUGCAAAAUGAAAAGGAGAACUUGUUAAAAGAGAGAGAUCACAUUUUGUCAACUUUGGGUGAGACAAAGCAGAACCUGACCGGGCUUUGCCAGCAAGUCUGUGAAGAAGCGGCUCUGAGUCAAGAACAAAUACAGAUUCUUGCCAAGUACUCAGCCUCAGACUGCCCACUCUCAUUUUUAAUUUCUGAGAAAGGAAAAAGUACUUCUGAUGGUGAACUUCUGUUACGAUCAAUUUUCAGUUUAUCAGAUUGGCCUCCAGCUGCACCGUCCCCUGGUGGGAGAGGGGGCUGUGAGCCCGGCUGCACGGCGGGGCAGGAGGCGCAGCCAGCUCCUGCGGCCGUCUCGGAGCCAGCGGGGCCCGUGGAGCAGUGUCGCCAGAGUGGUGGGAUCUCAGAUUUCUGUCAGCAGAUGACUGAUAAAUGUACUACUGAUGAGUAAGCUUGCUUUCCCUCCUUCAGCCCUUGGACUUCCUACUGAAGUGUGGGCAUUGUCUUGAAAGCCCAGUACAGUCGUCUCUUGCUUUAAAAUCUUCUUUUCCCCUCAUAGCUUUUCUUUCAAGCGGGGGGAUCUCUCUUCAGUCAACCCUGAUUUCCACAAAAGACACAUAAAUCAUUGGUCUCCUGAGUUUUGCAAAACCACAUGUGAAAAGGUAGUAAGCCCUUAAAACUUACAUUUUAGAAAAUAACUCAAUAGUAGUUUCCAAGUAUUCAGAAUAAUUAUGAGAAAGAAAACUGCAGCAUAGCAAACCCAGUUCACCAGCUUGAAGCAUCUGCAGAGACCUUUGGCAGUGUACUGGAUAGCAGAUGCUAGUAGAGGUCUGGUCUGCUCAGAAACGGUGUCAGCGGUGGGAGGGAGAGCUGCAGUGUGAAAAAGAAAUCAUCUUAGCCGAGUACCUGAGUCCUAGAGCUCUGCUCUUCUGCUCCUCCUAAAACCAGAUGUGGGUUGGACUUCGCUGUGAUUCCUCAGCUACACUGGGAGAACUUGGUGAACGAGUAGGUGGCUGGCCUAAGGUGGAGGCUUUUCUCCUCCUCAGUAUUGACCUAGAAUGUGACCCUAGAAUUUCUGUCUGCAUAAACAGCAGACACAUGUCAUUCUCCCCCUGGCUCUUUUUUUUUAAAGUUCUCUCGUCAGUCUAUCACAUCUGGGCCCAUCGUGAACUUGCUGUUUCCUUACAUUCUUAACUCUUGGAAGAAGUCACAGGACUCUGGUGCAGUGCUGUUGAAUGAUCCGGCAGCGUUGUCAGGGGUGGCGCAGCAUACAAGGCUCUUUCCUUUUGCAUGGUGGGUCACCAGUGCGAGAAAAGCAGACAUUAAUGCAAAGAAAAUUGCCUGGGUUUACGAGGAGCACAGUUCAUUUUUAUCCUGUUUUUGAAGUCUUGUGGAAUGCUUGUAAAGACCAUUGUUACAGAAAAACUGUGUCUACUGUGACUGCAGGUUUGUGAGAAAAAAUGGAAGUUGAUCUGGUACCAUUUGGGAACCAGAUUUUAAUCCUUUCUUUAGUGUGGUGUAAAGGCACAUAAAUCAUUUCAACUUGGGCAUUUAAAAAUCAUUCUUCGUAUUUAUUUGAUCCUGUUAAAAAUGUGUUUGUAAUUUAAGCACCUGCCCCAUAAUGUAAUGAUUCUUAGCCAAUGUGGAAUCAUAGAUUUGAGAUUAAAAUGAAAGCUAUAGAACCGCACAAUUAAAACAGAAAAUACAUAAAGGUUCUGCAUCCCUAAUCAUGACGUCUGAAAUGCUUCAAAGUCCAAAACUUUUGAAUUCUGACCUGAUGCCCAAAUUACCUGACCUCAUAGGACAAAUUGCAGUCAAAACUCACACACAAACUAUUCUUUUUAAGGUUGCUUUAGGCUGUGUAAAGUGUAUAAGAAACAUAGAUGAAUUUCAAGGUUAGGCUUGGGAUCCAUCCCCAUAAUAUCUUAUUCUAUAAGUAACAAAUACUCAAAAAUCUGAAAAUCUGAAACUUUUGGUCUGAAGCAUUUCAGAUAAGGGGCACUUAACCUGCAUUCAUGGAAACAUUUGCAGAGCCCAGUUUUGGGGGGUACAGAGGGGUAGUUUAUAGUAUUUGGAAUGGAACUGAACUCAGAGACCUGAAGAGCUACUCCUCUAGACUGCUGCUGAGUCCGUUCAAGAUCCUGGGUGACUGGCGGAGGUGGGGGGCAUCCACCCAUUGUGUACAGAUGCGUCAGAAACAAAUAGACUGUUGCUUUGAGUGUACGGGGACCAGUUUCAAUGUUCCAGAGGGACUUGUCCAACAUUACUCUUUUUCAUCAGGGUGUGGGGCAGGGUGGGAGUGGAUUUGCUAAUAUAUUUUCAGUGUAUGUAUUAUUGUCUCUGUUACUGACUUAAUCAGAAGAGAAAAUUGGUAUUACUUUCUAGAGGCUUCCAGGAGUACUUUUGAUUUGUCAGGGAGAAUGAUCUUUCUGUGAGAAUGUGUCCCAUGCUACAAAAUAAUUAUGUGUACCUAUAUAUCUCCCCAUGUGGCUGUUUCCUUGAUACUUGUAAUUUUAAAUUUCAACUUCACAAUAUAAAAUAAUAUAAAGACUUCUCUGGUUUACAAAAUGUAAAAUCUUCAAGCCAAUGGAACCCUUGAUUUCCUACCUCAGUGUACACUCGACUGUCAGUCAUCAGUUUGUGUAUGUGCAAAUGUCAAGUAAUUUUUUUGCUUUAAUUGAAACUAUAAAUAUUUGCUUUGAAAAAUUAGUAUUUUAUGCUAAAAACUAGUCUGCACAGUUUAUAAUUUUUAAAGUACCUGUUUUAUAUUUCUAUCUGUAAGCAGUUUAGCAUUGAGGAUUAUUUUAAUGGUGUGUGAUAAUUGGCCACAUGUAAUAUUUCUUAAAACUUAGCAUUACUUUUAGUAGCCAGCAUGUAAUACAAGUAUAACUACACUACCUCAUACCUACAUGAUUUUCAAGUUGUAAUAUAGACAAAAAAGAUUUUAUCUUUGUCUUUUGGCCAUAAGGUGGGGAAGUUUUCUAUAUACUGCAUAGCAUUACGCAUUUAUGCCUAUUUUAACAUUAACCUCUGAAGAAGUUUUUUCUAAGACAAUUUGUUUCCAGACAAUAUUUUUUUGAGGCUGCCGAAGACAAGUGAUAGGAUUGUGUAUACAGUGUAUGCCUUUUCCGUCAUGCAGACUUUGGAAUUGUUUGCAGUUUGUAUAUUGCAUAUGUACAUGAUCAUUGUUCCUUGUUUUAUGAACUGGUCUUCUCAAAGCUUGAUCAAAGUUUUUAAAAAGGUGUUAUGUAAAAUAAUAUUACCAAAAAUUUUACUUCUUAUUUGAUUACUAUAGCUAUAGCAAUUUGUUAAAUUGUUAUAUGUAAAACAAAUGUGAAUAUAAUAUUGGCUCUCCGUCUGUAAGUUUUGUAACAAUUUACUACAGCUUAAUGCUCAACCGGUUUUUAAUAAGGAGUUAAAUGUAGUUACCACAGUAGAUGAUACAGAUUGUGUGUGGACACUCAGCCACAUUAACAACUUGGAAAAGAAAGGCAGAUGUUAUCAUGAAUUCUCAGGUGAACUUUUUUCAGUUAUGAAACAUCUAUUUUGAAUUUGUAAAUAUUUUAAAUGUUUUAUUAAGGCAUGUAAUAAACUAUUCUUUGAAACCUGUUGGGUAAAAUGAAAAUUUAAAGCCAAAUGGUAAAAGAUGGCAUACUGAUUGUAAAAAUAAACAGAAAUAAUAACAUUAUGGAUUUUUUGUAUCUUUCAUAAUAUAAUUUUCUAACAAUACGAUAAAACCACUAAACUUGUAUAUCCAUGUCUUAUUAAAACCAUGUUUCAUUAAAAGUACACUUUUGUGGUUUUUGAUUUACAUGUUCUUAAUGUGCUAAUUAAAUGUAGCAAAACGAUAAGGUGUUUUUAAUUGACAAUAAAAUCCUCUAAAAUUGUUUCUACUUGAA